AAUGUCUUUGCCCAGGAGCCCCUCUUGAACUCUCUCCAUAGCGCAUGUGCAGUAUGGCUUAUUCAAGGUUUGCCAGAGCUGUGCUCGGCAGCACGCCCCGCCUCGGCAUCGGUGGGAGCCCGAAGAUGGUGUCUAACAACAACCCCGCGUUGCGGCUAUCCAUUAUAUCACAGCACCUCACCGGCCAACCUCAACCCUCUUUCAGCACUUCCAGCCCUUCUUCUUGCCACAGUCAAAGCCGCAGCAUCUCAUCGUCACCGCCGCGCUCGAACAUGUCGUCCCAGCCAAGUCAUCCCACCUUGUUGAUUCCGGGCCCCAUCGAAUUCGAUGAUGCCGUGCUACAGUCCAUGAGCCACUACAGUGAGUCGCAUGUAGGACCCGGUUUCGUCGCGACAUUUGGAGAGACACUUUCAAUGCUUCGCAAGCUCUUCCAGACCACGUCACCAUCAUCGCAACCAUUCGUCAUUUCCGGGUCCGGCACUCUGGGUUGGGAUUUGGUAGGAGCCAAUUUAAUUGAGUCUGGCGAGAAUGCGCUUGUUCUCAGUACCGGCUACUUUGGGGAUAACUUCGGCGAUUGCCUCAAAGUCUACGGUGCCAAUGUCGAUAUAUUAAAGGCCCCAGUCGGAAGUCGGCCGCAACUCCCUGAGAUCGAGCAGGCGCUGAAAAGCAAGAAGUAUAAGCUACUUACCGUCACUCACGUCGAUACGUCUACCGGCGUAUUGAGUGAAUUGAAGAACCUCUCAGAAACGGUUAAGCGCGUUUCCCCCGACACAUUGCUCAUCGUGGAUGGUGUGUGCAGUGUUGCUAGUGAAGACAUUGACUUCGAUGCCUGGAAGCUGGACGGUGUCAUUACAGCGAGCCAGAAGGCUAUCGGAUGUCCCGCUGGUCUGUCGAUAUCUAUGUUCAGUGGCAAGGCCAUGGAGGCUCUGGAGGCGAGAAUGAGCCCACCGGCUUCUUAUUUCGCUUCUAUGAAGAACUGGCGGCCUAUUAUGCAAAAUUACGAGGCGAAGAAGCCGUCGUACUUUGCUACACCAUCCCCCCAACUCGUCCACGCCUUGCACACGGCCCUGUCCCAAAUCCUCACAAAACCCCUAUCUGAGCGAUUUGCGAAGCACACCGAAGUCUCUGACAAGAUCAAGAAGGCUGUCACGGACCUUGGACUAAAGCAAGUUGCCAGCAAUUCCGAUGACCAAGCCCAUGGCAUGACCGCCAUCUACCUGCCUGAAAGCGUUAAGGCGACAGAUUUACUCCCCAAGCUCGCAAACAGCGGCGUUAUCUUUGCUGGUGGCAUUCACAAGGAGAUCGCAGCCAAGUAUGUUCGGUUCGGACACAUGGGUGUCAGUGUUACCGACCCUGCGCGGGGGGAUAUUGACAAGGCAAUCAAUGCCCUCAAAGAUGGCCUCACGGCGUGUGGAUAUCAAACUUCAUAAGUGACGUCAUUUAAAUCGAGCGAAGCAGCAACACCGCAUAAUUAUGCAUCUUGUAACCACAUAUUUCCAAAAUUACAACACUAGAGCACAUAGUCAUAAGACUAGGUAUUUACGGGGUUACGGGUAAUUCAAGGAAAGGAUGUAGAGUAAUAGACAGUGCGGGUAUUUUCAGAGUGUCAAUAUAAUGUGAUGGGUUUGAAUUUUUUUAAAACCUUGGAGAAAUACUCGACUAAGCCAUAGUAUUAAACUCAGCAGUGGCCAGUUCGUAACCAUCUCCAGUAAACAUCAAAUCAUCUAUUGGCUUUAUGGUCAGAUUAAUGUGGUUAUAGAGACCGUAGCGUACCUAGUAUCUUUUCAGUGAUUAAAUUGGGUGCAUCAAGCCAUCAACGAACAUUUUUGACUUUCUCUAAUGGUCAACCUAGUGGACUAGUGAUGAUUAGGCG
This is a messenger RNA of Xylaria bambusicola, 1873 nucleotides long. RefSeq names its product alanine--glyoxylate aminotransferase. The transcript is spliced from 4 exons. Gene Ontology annotation, cellular component: peroxisome. NCBI's taxonomy places the organism in Eukaryota, Fungi, Ascomycota, Sordariomycetes, Xylariales, Xylariaceae. Gene Ontology annotation, molecular function: L-alanine:glyoxylate transaminase activity; L-serine:pyruvate transaminase activity. The record is from RefSeq and is a predicted model, not a curated record. The coding region runs from base 45 to 1430 and encodes 461 amino acids.